AUGGAUAACCAUGGCCGCAACAUCAUCACCUGCGGUAUCCAGAUCUGCGGCCACGGCGACACCAACCGCUGCGCCAUCGACGCCAACGUGAGUGCCCACGUCGGCACCAACACCGAGGAUGGGGAGGAGGAAGGGGGGACUUCUGUGGAGGACUCCAGGCGGCAGGGCCCAGGGAAGCCGACGACGAGCCAGGCGGAUUUCCAGGACCGCCCCAGCGACCAGCAGUUCGCCAAGCCAGGCUGGGAUGAUCCAAUCAAGAGGCCUACGUUCCAUCGGUCCAGCUGCCGAGGCCAAAGGUCAACGCCUACGCGCCGCGCCCGCCCCUCGUGCCUCUGUCUCUGCGGUGGCGGGCCGACCCGCGUGCCCGAGGCGUCCAGCCGCAGUGCGAGGGGCAGGGCCCGUGGCUCCUGCUCGCGUGGCGCGAGGCCCUGCCCUCGGCGACGGCCAGCGGCUGAGAGAGUACCGCUGCAUUAGCUGUCGCCGGCGAGCCUGCCGACAGCAGGAUCGGAGCAUCGAGGAGAGAAAGAGAGGACGAGGCGCGGAGGAGGAGGAGACGGACGAGGAGAAGGGGGAGCCGCUGGGGCGCCCGUUCGGCGGGCGGGCCGGGCGCCCGCGGGCGCCCGCUCAUAUGCCGGCGCCCGCCCCGCUGGAGUGCGACUGGCCGAUCUGGAGGUCGGAGCUGUACUGCACCAUCGGCGGCGGCCUGCUUCUGGCUCGUGCCCGGCAGGCUGGGGCCGAGCCGCUUGACGGAGGCGGCCGCCUCUCGCUCCUGCUUCUCCCGCUCCU
Messenger RNA from Prorocentrum cordatum, 786 nucleotides. NCBI's taxonomy places the organism in Eukaryota, Dinophyceae, Prorocentrales, Prorocentraceae. The record is from the annotation of a GenBank genome assembly.